Messenger RNA from Spea bombifrons (plains spadefoot toad), 1948 nucleotides. It is a transcript of the gene PDIA6, whose product is annotated as protein disulfide isomerase family A member 6. NCBI's taxonomy places the organism in Eukaryota, Metazoa, Chordata, Amphibia, Anura, Pelobatidae. The coding region runs from base 138 to 1463 and encodes 441 amino acids. Gene Ontology annotation, cellular component: endoplasmic reticulum lumen. Gene Ontology annotation, molecular function: protein disulfide isomerase activity; protein-disulfide reductase activity. The transcript has 13 exons. Gene Ontology annotation, biological process: response to endoplasmic reticulum stress. The record is from RefSeq and is a predicted model, not a curated record.
UAGCAGCCAAUGGUGUGAGGACACGGCGGAAGGUGAACCGGUAGCACACAGCAGCACCAUCAGAGCAGGGCAGAACAGCUAGAGACGGAACAGCGGAGGGUUACCGGAGUACUGCGAGCACCGAAUACCGAGGCGCCAUGGCCAGGACUUUAUUUGGUGCAGUGGUUUGCACUUUGUUCAUAGCUGCAAACGCGUUUUACUCGCCCGAUGACGACGUGGUCGAGUUGACCCCCACAAACUUCAACCGCGAGGUUCUCCAGAGUGACGCUUUAUGGCUUGUGGAGUUCUACGCUCCCUGGUGCGGCCACUGCCAAAUGAUGACCGCAGACUGGAAGAAAGUUGCUACAGCAUUAAAGGGCGUUGUUAAAGUGGGAGCUGUUGAUGCUGACAAACACAAGUCUUUGGGUAGCCAGUAUGGGAUCAGAGGCUUUCCUACAAUCAAGAUUUUUGGAUCCAAUAAGAACAAGCCCGAUAAUUACGAGGGUGGAAGGUCGGCUGAGGCCAUCAUUGAUAGCGCGCUGAGUGCCCUCCGUUCGUUUGUGAAGGACCGUCUUGGUGGAAGGAGUGGAGGAUCCGAUUCUGGAAGACAGAGCCGAUCUGGCAGUGGCGGAAGCAAAAAGGAUGUAAUUGAGCUGACAGAUGACAAUUUUAAUAGAGAGGUGCUAAAUAGCGACGAUGUGUGGCUUGUGGAGUUCUUUGCCCCCUGGUGUGGACACUGCAAGAACUUGGAGCCUGAAUGGGCAGCGGCUGCCACGGAAGUUAAAGAGCAAACUAAAGGAAAGGUUAAGCUAGCUGCAGUUGAUGCCACUGUCCACCAGGGGCUCGCCAGUCGCUAUGGGAUCAGGGGAUUCCCCACAAUUAAGAUCUUCCAAAAGGGAGAAGAGCCCGUUGAUUACGAUGGAGGGAGAACAAAGGCUGAUAUUGUGGCUCGUGCCCUUGACUUGUUCUCUGCGAACGCUCCACCUCCUGAGAUUCUGGAGAUCUUGAAUGAAGACGUUGUGAAGAAGACUUGCGAUGAGCAUCAGCUGUGCAUAGUUGCAGUUUUGCCACACAUCCUUGACACCGGUGCUGCUGGAAGGAAUUCCUACUUGGAAGUAAUGUUGAAGUUGGCUGACAAGUACAAGAAGAAAAUGUGGGGAUGGCUGUGGACCGAGGCUGGUGCUCAGAUGGAUCUUGAGACCGCCCUCGGAAUCGGUGGCUUUGGGUACCCUGCCAUGGCUGCCAUCAACGCACGGAAGAUGAAGUUUGCCCUGUUAAAAGGUUCCUUUAGUGACCAGGGAAUUAACGAGUUCUUAAGGGAGCUGUCCUUUGGCCGUGGGUCUACUGCACCUGUAGGCGGUGGAGCAAUUCCUAAAAUUCAUGCUGUAGAGCCAUGGGACGGAAAGGAUGGAGAGCUUCCCGCUGAAGAUGAUAUAGAUCUCAGCGACGUGGAUCUGGAUGACUUCGAUAAAGAUGAACUGUGAAACCAAGCAAUGUUAAAUUUUAAUGUUACACCCCCUUCUCCUAAAGGAGUUCAGUGGUGGACUUCAGCCCACCCUGUCGAUUUGGGUGGAUCCUGCGAUGGCCACUUUUUAUUCUCACAUCUUGUAUGAACUUGAAGAGAAGGAUUUAUUUACUAAUGUACAGUUCCUCUUGGGAGAACACUGAAAAAUUCUAUGAAUUGUUGUAACAGUGAAUUUCAUUGUAUUCUGUUUAGAUUUUGCAGGAGGAUGUCGUAAACCCUGUUUUGGGGGAGGGGGGAAAAAAAGCUUAACAUUUGGGGAUAAAAUAUUGGAAAUGCCCUUUAAAUGCCAUUUAAAUAUCUGUAUUUUGAAUGUUUCCUUUGGCUGUUCGCGCUGGCUGAUGCUGCGAUUAUUCCCUUGUUUACGUAUUUUUAUUUUCGUUUUGGGUAUUUUCAUCUGCAAACUGAUCGGCUCAAUUCAGUUUAUGAAUAAAAUAUUUUUUGACA